AUGGCAGUCCACAGUGGGGUCUUCUUCGUUCUGUCCAUCCUCAUCUGCCAUGCCACCACGGUGCCAGUGACAUGUGGGCUCCAGCGGCGUCUCGUGGAGGAGUCUCAUAGACUGCUUGAGGGCAUGUCUGGCCUGUUUCCUUUGGAGUGUUUGGAACUUAAUCUUGCCAUUGCGUUCCCCUUCUCGGCCUUUCAGACAUCAGAGUCAGCAGAGGAGAGUGCCGCAGCAGAGAGGGCGACCUAUGAGGCGCUGGUGCUGGUGGACACGGUGUUCGCCAUGGGCCACAUGCCGGCCUCCUGGACUCAUCUGGAGGCUUUCCAGCAGGUCAUCAACCGCCAGAUCGAGGAGAGCAAAUGUAUUAUGAGCAAAACUAUUCACUCAAUGGAUGACGCCUCAGCAAGAGAUGCGGAGCUGAAAUUGUACUUUGGCCAAAUAGCAACGGUUUUGAGGGAACAGGGAUACAGCGUGUGCGCAUGGGAGCUCGCUCGGAAGGAGAUUCUGCGCACGCUCCGGCUUAUUCUCCACAGCUCCAACUACCUUGUUUAG
Molecule: messenger RNA, 546 nt
Organism: Engraulis encrasicolus (European anchovy)
Lineage: Eukaryota; Metazoa; Chordata; Actinopteri; Clupeiformes; Engraulidae
Product: interferon kappa-like
Exons: 5
Coding region: 1-546 (181 amino acids)
Biological process (GO): defense response
Cellular component (GO): extracellular region
Molecular function (GO): cytokine receptor binding
Source: RefSeq, a predicted model, not a curated record